UUUCUGGCCAUUGUAAAAUUAAAAUCAAUCAUGGCGAUUCUUAUGAAAAUCGAAUUAUCGGUUACGUCAAUCCUUACUGUGUGUCUACGCCUUAGUGAUUACGGAAAAUGCUCCCUCACUAAUUGUCAAAAAAAUCAUGAAUGAAUGCAAUGAAUUCUAAAAUUUCUACAAUUUGUGAAUCAGAAAAUUCCACAAAUCAAGAAUGAUAAGGUACUAUGGGCCUUUUAUGUCUUAUUUCUGUGUCGGCUUAUUAUUUCCGUAUAUCUAGUCGUGACACAAUGUGUGUAGAAUGAUAACGAACAUUCUUUAUAAUCGUCAUAUGUUGUAAAAUCAUGGGUAAUCAAAAUAGUUGCUGCUGCUAUCGGAGUCCAUCUCCCAUUCGCAAAGAUAUAGUAAAGUUGGAAGACUAUCUUCCAGAAGGAGAAGUAAGCUCAAAUAACAUACAACACAUCAGCGAGAGGGAGCCUGAUGAUGGCGACAUCGAUCCAUCGCAAGAUCCGAUGGCUGGCACCAUUUUCAUGGAACGUUCUAAAGCUUCAAUAGAGAAUGGUAUGACUAGGAAGCGGAGCCAACAUCAAAUAGCUGACAAUAAAUUAAAGAAAAGCAGUUCCUGUUCUACAAUUUACUUAGAUGAUAGUACUGUGUCUCAACCAAAUUUGAAAAACACUGUGAGGUGUGUAGCACUUGCUAUUUACUAUCACAUAAAGAAUAGAAUGUCUGAGCGCAGGUUAGAUAUUUUUGAUGAGAAACUUCAUCCUUUGAGCAAAGAAGGUGUGAGUGAUGACUAUGAUAAAUACAAUCCAGAGCAUAAGCAGAUUUAUAAAUUUGUAAGAACAUUAUUUAAUGCAGCACAAUUAACUGCAGAAUGUGCUAUUAUUACUCUAGUCUAUUUAGAGAGACUUCUAAUUUGUGCUGAACUUGAUAUUGCACCUUCAAAUUGGAAAAGAAUUGUAUUAGGGGCAAUCUUAUUAGCGAGUAAGGUAUGGGACGAUCAAGCAGUUUGGAAUGUUGACUACUGUCAAAUUCUAAAAGAUAUAACUGUUGAAGAUAUGAAUGAGCUUGAACGACAAUUUCUAGAAAUGUUACAAUUCAAUAUCAAUGUUCCAUCGAGUGUCUAUGCUAAAUACUAUUUUGAUCUACGUACACUUGCUGAAGCUAAUGACCUAGCAUUUCCUAGUGAGCCUCUUAGCAAGGAAAGGGCACAAAAGUUAGAAGCGAUGUCACGAGUUAUGGAAGACAAAAUAACUGCUGAAAUUGUAAAAAAUGGUAUUAAGAAAUGGUCAAGUUUAGACAAUGUUAAUGCUGGUGCUGGAGUAAGACGAAGUGUAGCCAUUUUGUCUUAAUUCAUGUUGGAGCCAAAUUUAUUUCCAAAGUAGUAAAAAAAUUGACCAAGUUAUGAUUUUAAAUAAUAACAGAGGACACCAACUUUUGCCUUCUACAGUGAGAUAACAUUUUACAUAUAGAAUAAACAUUCAAACCACAAGUAAGUUUAUGUUAAAUGAAAAAUCUCACAUUUCAUAAAAAAGGAUCAUUAUUUUGUUACUUUAUUUCAAGAGUAAGUGUAAAAUUAUCCAUACAAAAUUUUAAUGAUUGUACAUAAAAUUAUUUUUCAAUUAAAAUGAUGGUUAUCUUAAGUAUUAUUAUUAAAUUGCAAUUAAUAGAAUUGAAAGACUAGUAAGUGGUCCAAUAUUAUUUUAUGUUAUUUAAAAAUACAAUUAAAUGAAACAUACUUUAUAUUGGCUUCCAAUUUUGUGUUUAAUUUAAAUUUUCUUAUGUUAAGUUUCUUCCAUACUUAUUGAUAUGCUAUUUUGUAGUUUUUAGAUUUUAUAGUAUGUGCAAGUGCAUUUUGACUGACAUAAUGAUCUUUUGAUUGUGGUAUGGAUGUAUUGUAGUCUUUAUUGUCAAUUUUAUUACAUUGUCAUACAGCAUUUAAAUAUAUCUGAACUGAAUAUUAAUAAUGCCAAAUUAUUUUAGAUAACAACUAUUUGUGUGAUCAUUAUUCAUAUUUAAAAAUGUGUUAAUUUAUGAACAAAACAAUUAUUGAAACAGGAAGUUUUGAAUCUGCUGUUUCGUAUUUAUUUAUAAAAUAUAUGUGUAUUAAAAAUUCAAUUAUACAAUCCAUACUUUAUGUAUCUUUCAAUAAAACAUUUUAUAUGAGA
Bombyx mori (domestic silkworm) is the source of this 2159-nucleotide messenger RNA. RefSeq names its product cyclin-Y-like protein 1 (gene CycY). Gene Ontology annotation, molecular function: cyclin-dependent protein serine/threonine kinase activator activity; protein kinase binding. The transcript is spliced from 2 exons. Gene Ontology annotation, cellular component: plasma membrane. The record is from RefSeq and is a predicted model, not a curated record. NCBI's taxonomy places the organism in Eukaryota, Metazoa, Arthropoda, Insecta, Lepidoptera, Bombycidae. Bases 333 to 1343 code for a protein of 336 amino acids. Gene Ontology annotation, biological process: regulation of cyclin-dependent protein serine/threonine kinase activity; regulation of canonical Wnt signaling pathway.